Molecule: messenger RNA, 3504 nt
Organism: Anopheles maculipalpis
Lineage: Eukaryota; Metazoa; Arthropoda; Insecta; Diptera; Culicidae
Gene: drpr
Product: protein draper
Exons: 10
Coding region: 1-3504 (1167 amino acids)
Molecular function (GO): protein binding; scavenger receptor activity
Source: RefSeq, a predicted model, not a curated record
AUGGCACGAGCACGAAAGAAACCGUGGAUGCAGAUGGUGCGAAGUACGGCGAUCCUAUCCUUCCCGGUUUUAAUAUUGCUGAUGACCGUCUACUGCAACAGCAGUGCUUUGGAGUAUAGCGAACUCGUCAAGGAUGACCACCUGGAGGGACCGAACGUUUGUAAGGAAGUGGAAAACAUUCCCAUUACAAUAACGACACCGAAGGAAGAAGCGUACCAGGAACGGUACCAAAAGUGGUGUCUCGGCAUACCGCCCCGCUGUUCCGCGUAUCGCAUCAAAAUCCGUACCGUGAACGAAACGCGCACCAUCAUCAAGCAACGGAUCGUGAAGAAGUGCUGCGUUGGCUACCGGUUGGAUGAGGAUGAGACGCACUGCAUACCGGAAUGUAAGGCAGGUUGUGGGAAUGGCACGUGCGUGAAUCCGGACGUGUGUCGCUGUAACAAAGGAUUUGCUGGCAAAACCUGUAACAUUAGUUGUCCACCGAACGUUUGGGGAUCGGACUGCAAGCAACCGUGCAAGUGUGUGAACGGUGCGGCGUGCAAUGCGGCGGACGGUAGCUGUGAGUGUAACCGUGGCUUCAAGGGACGCUACUGCGAGGAAGCUUGUCCCAGCGAUCGAUUUGGGCAGAACUGUGCCGAAAUCUGUCAGUGCGAGAACGGUGGCAAGUGUGAUAAUGUGUCUGGGGAAUGUUACUGUGCGCCAGGAUUCACUGGACCACUAUGUACGGACACAUGUCCCGCCGGAACGCAUGGGAAACAGUGCCAGUCGAAAUGUCGCUGCCAGAACGGUGGAACGUGCGAUCCGGUGACGGGUGAGUGUAUUUGUCCGGCCGGUUACACCGGUACGGUGUGUGCCAAUCGCUGCCAGCCCGGCUGGUAUGGGCUGGAGUGUGCGAACCGUUGCGAAUGCUUCAACGGUGCAGACUGUGAUCGGGUGACGGGCCAGUGCCUGUGUGCGGCCGGGUUUAUGGGUGCCAAGUGUCUCGAUUCCUGUCCGAACAAUCAGUUCGGGUUUAAUUGUACGGAGACGUGCCGCUGUUUGAAUGAAGCGCUGUGUGAUACGGCAGAUGGAAGCUGCACGUGCCCGGAUGGGUGGACUGGAGCGGAUUGUGGACAGCGGGUGUGUCCGGUUGAUCGAUAUGGAGCAAACUGUACUGGCAUCUGUGACUGCAAGUGGAGCAACACGAAAAUGUGCCAUCCAUGGACUGGUAAGUGUCUGUGCGAACCGGGAUGGAGCAACAGUGCCUGUGAUAGACCUUGCCGAUUCCUGCGCUACGGACAGGACUGCCAGCUGACGUGUAACUGCAAAAAUUCGUCCCCUUGUUCACAUAUUGAUGGAACAUGCCUGUGUAUUGCCGGUUUUAAGGGCGAAAGCUGUGAAGAACCCUGCUCGAACAAUAUGUACGGCCAGAACUGUAGCGAACGGUGCCAGUGUAUGAAUGGAGCGACCUGCGAAGGUGAUUCGGGCAAAUGUCUCUGUGCACCGGGCUGGCAGGGCAUCAAAUGUGAUAGGCCAUGCGAUGCACAGCAUUAUGGGCGCGAUUGUACGGAAAGGUGUCACUGCCAGAACGGUGGCGUUUGUAAUCCGAUCAACGGGCAGUGUACGUGUCCGGCUGGCUGGACGGGAGAGCUGUGCGAGAAGAAGUGUACGCCCGGCCGGUUCGGACAAAACUGUGAGCAGUUGUGCGAUUGCCAUUUGGAGAAUAUUUUAGCAUGUAAUGCAACGACCGGACGGUGUAUUUGCAAGCGCGAAUGGGGCGGUGUCCGCUGUGAAAGUCGUUGCCCGCUAGGCUACUACGGUGAAACAUGUAGCGAAAUUUGCACCUGCCACAACAACUCAUCCUGCGAUCCAAUCACCGGUUCUUGUAUCUGUUCGCGCGGUUGGACCGGUCACAGCUGUAGCGAACCCUGCCCGAAAGGAUUCUUUGGCCACGGUUGUAUGGAACGGUGCCCAGGUUCGGCGGAAAACAAUCGCACCUGCAACCCAAUCACCGGUCAGUACACUUGUCCGGCGGGCUUUAUUGGACCGACCUGUGAGCAUCCCUGUUCGUCCGGUUAUUAUGGGCAAGAUUGUGCGAGAAAGUGUGACUGCAGGAAUGGUGCCGAAUGUAACCACAUUACCGGCGAGUGUCAGUGCUCACCGGGCUGGACGGGACCUCGGUGUGAAACGGUGUGCGAGGACAUGUACUAUGGGACGAACUGUAGCCAGCGUUGCAGCUGUUACAACAAUGCCAAAUGUCGAAAGAACGAUGGAACGUGUGUUUGUGAGGCGGGCUGGAUGGGGCACCGGUGCGAUGAGGUGUGUCCGGAAGGAUUCUACGGCAACCAUUGUAUGGAUGCGUGCGAAUGUCCGGCAGGGAACUUUUUGUGCCACGCGGCAAGGGGAUGCGUCUGUAUGGUGGGCUGGAGCGGCAAGAACUGUGACGAGCGGUUGGCGCAGGCGCAGAUCGAUGAAGGCUCCUCUGGUUCUGUAUUGGCCGUUGUACUAACGAUCCUAUUCGUGUGCAUAUUCGCCGCAAUGCUGCUCUACUACCGGCGUCGUGUCGCGAAUCUGAAAGCCGAAGUAAACCACGUCGUGAACUACAUGACCCAGGAACAGCCGAGCCAUUUCGACAAUCCCGUGUACGCACGAACCGAUGGAGCAAAUGGUAGCGUUGCAAUGGGUACACUUUCCUCGAACGGAACGAUCGUACCACCGCUGGAUGCAAGGACCGGACUGUUGCGGAACGUGUUGCCGAACAAUUUGCGUGACGUAAUGUCUGGCCGUCGACGACCGAAGCAGGACAAGUACAGCUAUCCGGACAAUGAGUACGGUGUGGAUAAAUCGUACUCCAUCUCACACUACGGACCGGAAAGCUUGAAAAACUUCGAAGCGGACAUGACUAAUCCGAACUGCUUCAAGGAUCAUGUGUACGAUGAGAUUCGUCUGAAGGAUUCGAUUGACACCGAAUACGAUCACUUGGAUUAUUCACGCCCAGGAAGCUCACACAAGGCACACUACUUCCGCAUGACAGAAGGAACCACAAAUGGAAACAUUCCGGGAGUACCACUACCGAACGGUACGCUUGCCAGCACGGCAGCAAUGAUGGCCGGUCCUUCCGGUGGUGGUUCACCGAAGGCAAUCAACAUACUGCGCGAUACCACCGGAGCUAGCAGUAGUAGCGGUGUACCAGGUCCCAUCAACAAUCUGUCCGCACCACCAAGGAUCAACAACCUUCUGCCGGCCGUACCGUCCGUUAUAACCGAGCCGAAGAAGAGUAGCAACACCACCGACCCAUCGAACCUCGGUAACGAUCUUUCAUCGUCCUCGAACUCAUCCCCUACGCCACCAUCAUCACCCUCACCGUCCCCGCACAGCCAGCGGCUCGUACCGGCGAACGGGGACGAUCUCUACGUACCGAUGACGGCGUGCGGUGAACCCUGUUCGGCCACCGCCUCCUCAUCGUCUGGGUCCGAGUACGGGGGACUAAACAUACCCAACCAUCAGCUCAACAUUAAAGAGUAA